AGCAGGCUGCGGAUGCACGCGCCAUCAUCGAUUCAGGUGGGGCCGCCAUCGGAGAGCUUUGCAGAGUGGAAGGUCGCCAUUCCGCUUCUUUCGCCGCUCGAUAUCGUCUCUUUUCCUUUGAUCGGAGAUAUGAGGCCGCCGGACUCGACAUCGGAGGUAGGGGAAACGCCGAUGGUGGUGGCGGCGGGUGGAUAUGUGAAUCGGGAGUGGCGGCAUCCGGCGGAGCCGUUCUAUUACGAAUCUGCCCCGGCGAACGCUCCGACCUUCGCGCUUUCUCGAUGUUCUUAAGGGUUUCUGAUAUAAUCUGGCUCUUCAAGUUGGGGGUAAGCUGUUUUGUAGUUAAUUGAUAAAUAGCAAGAAAGUAAGCAAUUACAUUCUUGUAAAUUUGCGAAUAAUUUUGGUUUUUUUAUUGAUAUUUAUUGUAAUCUGUACCAAUUAGGAUUAAUGUUACAAUCAUAUUUUGAUUAUGAGAGGAUGAGAUCUA
Molecule: messenger RNA, 484 nt
Organism: Dendrobium catenatum
Lineage: Eukaryota; Viridiplantae; Streptophyta; Magnoliopsida; Asparagales; Orchidaceae
Cellular component (GO): cytoplasm; nucleus
Source: RefSeq, a predicted model, not a curated record